AUGUGGGUGCGCAAUGUCCGUCAGCUCUACCAGAAGCACCGCAGUCACCUCAUCAUCGGCCUCCACCUCUACCGCCACCUCAACUACACAAAGUACGGCCUUGACGACAACCCGUUCUCCAUCAUCGUCCUUUGCGUCGGUGCAUCCUACCUAAUCUACAAGUUUAGGUUUAGUAUGUCUUACAAUGACUUCCAUAUCCAUAAGGUCCUGAUCGACUUCCUCAAGGAUCUGAAGAUCACGUUUGUAGGUGUUGAUAUCGUUCGAGACUCGAAGAAGCUCAAGAAGGACUACCCUAUGCUCUCCAUCGACAAUGUGAUAGAGCUGCAACCGAUCGUCGAGAGGAUAUUGCUGAAGGUCGAUAAGAAGAUGUUGAAGGGUGAUUUGAAGGGGUUCGGGCUUGAGGAGCUGGCCUUGGCUUUAGUCGAGCUAAGGUUCCUGGACGUGCUAAAGCCGCAGCUCAUGGUUGGGUGUUCCUAA
Magnolia sinica is the source of this 477-nucleotide messenger RNA. RefSeq lists its product as uncharacterized. Bases 1 to 477 code for a protein of 158 amino acids. Gene Ontology annotation, cellular component: cytoplasm; nucleus. The record is from RefSeq and is a predicted model, not a curated record. Gene Ontology annotation, molecular function: nucleic acid binding; 3'-5' exonuclease activity. The transcript has a single exon. Lineage: Eukaryota; Viridiplantae; Streptophyta; Magnoliopsida; Magnoliales; Magnoliaceae.